Molecule: messenger RNA, 1014 nt
Organism: Komagataella phaffii GS115
Lineage: Eukaryota; Fungi; Ascomycota; Pichiomycetes; Pichiales; Pichiaceae
Exons: 1
Coding region: 1-1014 (337 amino acids)
Cellular component (GO): cytoplasm; nucleus
Source: RefSeq, a predicted model, not a curated record
AUGGAGACACAAACAGAGAGCAAAAAACGGAAGCUAGAUAUGUUGAAAAUUUGUACCCAUUCUGGAAGUUUCCAUGCCGAUGAAGCCUUGGCUGUCUACUUGUUGAGGAGUCUGAAAAAAUGGACCAACUCCACUCUCCUUAGAUCCAGAGAUCCUGCAAAGUGGGAAGAAGCUGACAUUGUGGUAGACGUUGGUGGAAAAUAUGAUGAUGUCAAGUUUUUCGACCACCACCAGAGAGAAUUCAGCACCACGUUCUCGGAUAAGUAUCAAACAAAGCUGAGCUCUGCUGGUCUGGUUUUCAAGAAGUUUGGUAAAGAAGUUAUUGCUGAAAAACUCAACUGGGACUUGAAUGAGGAAUCCACGAACAUCAACAUUUUAUAUGAAAAGCUGUACAAGGAUUUCAUUGAAUCUGUUGAUGCUAACGACAAUGGUGUCUCAAAUUAUGAAAAUACUAAUGAAAGAAAGUUCAAUGACAAAAACUUCACCCUUGCCUCUGUUGUCUCCAAUCUCAACCCGUUGUGGGUUGAUGAACCAACUGAUGCUGAUUUCGAUAAGCAAUUUGAAAAAGCUUCUGAGAUUAUGGGCCAAGUAUUUGACAAUUUGUUAUUGAGUUAUGGGCGUUCUUGGUUGCCUGCCAAACAAUUCGUUGAAAAAGCUUUUGACGAGAGAUUUCAAGCUCACCCAAGUGGUAAAGUAUUAGUCUUUGAUAGAUUUGUUCCUUGGAAGGAGCAUCUUUAUGGUGUGGAAAUUGCCAACAAAUGUCACGGAGAAAUCCUUUACGUUUUAUUCCCAGAUUCAGGUAACAACUGGAGAAUUGCUGCUGUCCCUGUAAGUUCUUCUUCUUUUGAAAGCAGAAAGGCAUUGCCUGAGCCCUGGAGAGGAUUGAGAGAUGAAAAACUGUCGGAAGCUGCCAACGUCGAAGGUUGCGUUUUCAUCCAUGCAGCUGGUUUCAUUGGGGGCGCCAAUUCUAAGGAAGGUGUUUUGAAGCUUGCUGCUCUCGCAGUGGACAACUAA